Molecule: messenger RNA, 1764 nt
Organism: Electrophorus electricus (electric eel)
Lineage: Eukaryota; Metazoa; Chordata; Actinopteri; Gymnotiformes; Gymnotidae
Gene: plpp1b
Product: phospholipid phosphatase 1b
Biological process (GO): signal transduction; phospholipid dephosphorylation; phospholipid metabolic process
Cellular component (GO): plasma membrane
Molecular function (GO): phosphatidate phosphatase activity
Source: RefSeq, a predicted model, not a curated record
GUGUACAGGCUUCGCUCAGUGGGGGGAUUUCCCUUACUGUCGUGCGAUGUUAGGUAACCGGAUAACUGUAGCGUCGGACGAUUCCGUGUAUAUCGGAAAUUUUACAAUACUCGGCAAUUCAUUGGUUGACGGCAUGCAACUCAAGGAAACGGUCUAUAACAUAAUUGUGCAUGUUUUCAAAUAAGCAUCCUAGUUUAGCUAGCGCCUUUAAAUAAAAAAACAGGUUAUAGCGACAAAUUAGCAAAAGUGGCGAGGACAUGAAAAUGUUUGAAACAGAAGGGAUAUUCUUCAUUCUUCUGGACGUCACCUGCGUUGUGCUGGCUGGGCUUCCAUUUGCUGUUCUAAAUCUCCAACAUAAUCCAUUCAAAACAGGAUUUUUCUGCAGUGAUGACACCAUCAAGUACCCCUUCAAAAAAGAUACUAUAUCUUAUCAGUUGUUAAUGGGAAUAAUGAUCCCAUUUGCAUUAUUUGUUAUUGUUGCUGGGGAGAGUCUUUCAGUAUAUCUCAGAUCCAGACCUUCUAUCGUUAGUGACUAUAUUGCAUGCAUCUAUAAAGCAGUUGGUUCCUUUGUGUUUGGAGCAGCAGUAAGCCAGUCUCUGACUGACAUUGCCAAGCACACCAUAGGUCGGUUGAGGCCACACUUCCUGACCAUAUGCAAACCCAACUGGAGUCUUGUGGACUGUACGGCCGGUUACAUUGAGAACUUCUCAUGUACAGGAGACAAAAGUUUGGUUAGCGAAGGCAGGCUUUCAUUUUAUUCUGGACAUGCAUCCUUUUCUAUGUACUGUAUGCUGUUCCUUGCUCUGUAUGUGCAAUCAAAAAUGAAGGCAGAAUGGGCUCGAUUGCUUCGUCCAACUCUCCAGUUCUUCCUUAUUGCCGCAUCUCUAUAUGUGGGCCUGUCACGAAUUUCAGACUACAAACAUCAUUGGAGCGAUGUUCUCACUGGAUUCAUACAGGGAGCCAUUGUGGCAGUAUUUACUGUGUUCUGUGUGUCAGAUUUCUUCAAAGCCCAUUCUAGGAGAAAUAAAGUGGAAAUCUCACACAUAACCUUACAGGAGACCACAAGCAAUGUUAACAACUAUGGGAGUACCGAGUGACUAACAGACACUAAAAAUCUGCAAAAAUAUUCCUUAAUUUACACUGGAGGAAAACCUUCAGCAAACCAGCUGCUUCUGUACCCUGUUGAGUUCUGUACAGUAAACAGCACCCACAACACAACACAAUUGUAUCUGGGUCUUUCUGGUUCCACUUCCUCAUAAACUAUAAUGAACUAUGAUAGCCAUGAAAACGUAUUUCUGUUUGUGUUCUACUGUUUGCUGUUGAGAAUUUAUAUUUAUGUGUACACUUUGUUUUAUUUUUAACAUUUGUUUUAUAUGAAAUAUGGGCAGCAAAGGAGCGUCAGCGACAUAAUAAGCAAAAAUAAUUCAUGGUCAUGACUCCUAGGAGGAAACAGUGAGUAUAGAUAUUUCCUGCAUACUCUUCAGUUUGUGCAUUACAUGGUACAUGCCAGUAAGGGAAUACCAAAUAUGGAACAUGUGCAAAAAUAUAAUGGACUUUACAUUGCUUUGCAAUUUUAUGUUCUUGUAGUUAAUGUAGGUUUUCUUUGUUCCAUUGGAUAUUGUAAAAUACUUUCAUAAUAAGAAUAAUUCAUAAUUCAUAAACAGUUUUUUUCUGUAACUUUUGGAAUUAUCAGUUCAUCGGUUUUCAUAUAUUUUGUAUCAUAUUCCUAUUAUUAAAAUAUUAUUAAAAUAUCUGUCCCAUUAA